This is a messenger RNA of Linum trigynum, 258 nucleotides long. NCBI's taxonomy places the organism in Eukaryota, Viridiplantae, Streptophyta, Magnoliopsida, Malpighiales, Linaceae. The record is from the annotation of a GenBank genome assembly.
AUGGCGGAGGUGGAGCGAGGCAUGCAUGAGAGGAAGGCUGAGUUGGUGGGGGAGCGCGACAAGCUCCAUGAGAAGGCGGAUGGACUCCGCAAUAAGUCGCGCAUGGUGUCGAAAGAGUUCAAGAGGGCACGGAAGUCGAAGGAGCAAUACAAGAAGGAACUAAAGGCGUCCCAAGCCGCUCCCGCUCCGCUUCUUCCUCUUACCUGCCGCAAUCUUCUCCCAGCAAUCUACACAUUUCUCAUCAUCCUCUACUUCUAA